AAGGUAUUCAGUUUUAUUCAGGGAUCUGGAGCACAGAUCCAAUUCCCUAGAUCAAGAGCCUCUCACCAGCAUCAAGGAACCUUCCUUGAGUGGGAUUAAGGAGUGUAGGAGGCACUGGUGUGGGCGUUCAUCCACCUCCUUAACUCACUCACUACCAUUUACUCACCCAUUCAUAAAUCAAUACCAAGCUGUUUACAUAUAUACUCCAAGAAGAUGUAGCUUUAGAGGCCAUUUAUGAUGCGAUAUUAACUAGGUUACAAAACAAAACAAAAAAACGAAGGUUACAUAGAGAGUAUUGGAACUAUUUUGGUGAGGUUGACGUCAUAGAUCAAAUGUUAACUGAGUGUUAAGACUACUACUACUACUACUACUACUACUAGCGUAGUGAAGCUAGUGUCUGCUUUCACCACUCCGCCACACCUCGAUAGUGAUAACAUGUCUAAAGCGAGUGCUCCACCCUCUGCACCUCCACCAUAUGCCCCUCCUAGCUACUCUCAAGCAGUUGGCGGAGUGCCUCCACAAGCACCAUUUAUUCCUUUUCAUGUGGUAUUGACAAUCUCCCAGGAGGCCGACAGGUACACAGCAACACAGCAUAACAACACUGGUAGUGAAGGAAGGCUGACGCCCACCGCUCCUCCUCCUCCUCACUUUGGAUAUCUUGCCCCAAGCUCUUUUCCAGACAUUGGUGGACCAAAGGGAUCCCUCAUUGCCCCGCUUACUGCACCUAAUACUCCUACAUCUUUUCCGCUCGACUCAUCAUUUCACGAAGCAAUACGACAGCGGCUCUUUAACACUGGUGCCCCAACUGCUGUUGUGACAACAGUGGUUCCUCUAGGAUCUCAGUCAACUCAUAUGAUAUGUCCACACUGCCAUGCAGAGGUUGAUACAGCUACUAAGACCUCCCCAUCAAUGGUGGCUUGGUUAUCAGGGUUUAUCAUCUGUAUUCUUGGAUGCUGGAUGGGUUGUUGCCUGAUUCCCUGCUGUAUUAAUGACUGCAUGAAUGUGGAACACAAUUGUCCUAACUGCCAAGCCUUUUUGGGCAAAUACAAGCGAGGGUAGAGAGGACAAUUGCCAACUUCCUCGUUUGUCUCCUCAUAAAUGGUGGCUAUUACUUUAGUGGAUGGCAUACAUGGCUGAAGAAACACACACACACACACACACACACACAUACUACUAUACUUAAAAAAAACAUUGUUAAAACACUUUCACACCAUUCACCAAAGCUUAAUAUAUUUCUUUAAUACGUUUAUGUAAGAAUGAUGUUAAUGGUGUGGUGAAAUAUGAUUAUUAGUCAUAAUUCAUUGCAUUCUGAUAACAUUUGUGGUAAACAUUUUGUGAAAUGGUUUGAAUACUGUGUAACUUAGCCAUAAUUAGGACAGAAAAUGAAGGUAAAAUAUACAGUACGUGUAUAGAUAUAUAUACGGUGGUACCUCAGGAUAUGAAUCUUUUUCGUUCCAGAAGGCUGUUCGAGUGCUGAUACCGAACGAAUUUGUUCCUAUAAGGAAUAAUGUAAAUCAGAUUAAUCCGUUUCAGACCCCCGAAAAUACACUUACAAAAGCACUUACAUAAUUGUUCGAGUUUUGAGCUGUUCGUAUCCCGAGGUACCGCUCUGUAUAUAAAAUUUAUUAUGGGAAAUAUUUUGUGUAAUACUUGAACCAAAAUAUUCUAUAGGAUACUUUCUGUAUAUUAGUUUUACAUAGCCAUGGACUAAGUGUCCAUUUUACCAAUUCCAAUCAGUCUUGUGUAACUAUCUAUUUAUCUAUAUAUGUAUAUAUAUAUAUAUAUAUAUAUAUAUAUAUUUUUUCAACAUAGUCCAUGGCUAUGUAAAACUAAUAUACAGAAAGUAUCCUAUAGAAUAUUUUGGUUCAAGUAUUACACAAAAUAUUUCUCAUAAUAAAUUUUGUAUUAGAAAAUGUAUUUUAACCCUUUCAUUGUCAGUCCCAUAAUAUUACAGCUUGAGAGCCAACGUCGGUCCCAUAAUACUACGCCAAAAUUCUAUCUCCUUCAAAUCUGGUGGAAGAAAGCUGGUAGGCCUACAUAUGAAAGAAUGGGUCUGAGUGGUCAGUGUGCACAGUAUAAAAAAAAUCCUGCAGCAUGCAGUGCAUGAGAAAAAAAACUGACCGUGUUUUUGGUUUAAAACAGUGACUUUGCGGUGUAUUUUUGUAUGGUAUUUAUGGUUGUAUUCCUGUUUUCUUGGUCUCAUUUGAUAGAAUGGAAGAUAUAUUACAGAAAUGGAGAUGAUUUUGAUUGGUUUCAUUAUGAAAAAUAUCUUGAAAUUGAGCUCAAAGUAGCGGAAAUGUUCGAUUUUUGCCGAUGUUCAAGAGUAAACAAAUGACGUCACUGUUCAAUACGUGCCCAACUGGCCAGUCUAAUACACAGUCACGAAUGGGUUGACAAUAUUUAUACAAUUAUAAUAAUACAGUAGUCUGCGUAACAGUAAAUCUUCUAUUUUUUGUGAAAAUAAAAAUUCAAAAUGGAAAGCAAGAGCAAUAUAAGAAGGGCCUGGAGAUGUGAGAAUGAAAAAAGAAAAUUUUAUUUUAGGGCCAGGAAUGUCUGUCCUGUUUAUUUUGGACCCUAUUUUGAACUUGGCCAAAUUGCCAAUUUCUGACCACUUUAUUGGGUAGUUGAAAUCGGUAAAUGAGAGUUUUCCUGUAAUCAAUGGAGUUCUAGCAAAAUAGCUACAAUUUUCAUCGACUAGAACGAUGGAAUUGGCUGAAAAUAGGGCCAAAGUGGACGAAAUCGCUGAUGCGUAAAUAUCGCCAAGAUCACUAACUUCACACGUGCGUCAUUUUGUAAGUUUUCCAUCAAAUUUCGUACUUUUGGUGUCACUACCAUUGGGAAAAGAUUCUCUAUCAUUUCGUAAGAAUUUUGUUUUUGUUUUGAAAACUUUUUGACACAGAAUAAGUCAAGGAUCAGGGGUCUCAACACUGAAAGGGUUAAUUACUAAAGAGCAGUAAUACCAGAUCCUGACCAAAUUAUGUUAAGUAGCACAGUCUUCUUGGAAGAAAUAUAACUGCUGCAGCUCAGCCACUAGAGCCUCCAAAUAUA
Molecule: messenger RNA, 3048 nt
Organism: Cherax quadricarinatus
Lineage: Eukaryota; Metazoa; Arthropoda; Malacostraca; Decapoda; Parastacidae
Source: RefSeq, a predicted model, not a curated record